This is a messenger RNA of Dentiscutata heterogama, 180 nucleotides long. The record is from the annotation of a GenBank genome assembly. NCBI's taxonomy places the organism in Eukaryota, Fungi, Glomeromycota, Glomeromycetes, Diversisporales, Gigasporaceae.
CAGUUUGAUGAUAAAGAUUUUAUUGAAGCAGCAAUAGAGGUAGAACAGAUAGAAAAUGAAGUUGAGAGGAUUGAUGAUGGUGGUGUAACUAUAAGGUCCUUGCACAAGCUACAAUCACAUAUUCGUGAGGAGGUCUGGAAAGAAGAAACUGAAAAACAGGUUCAAUCUAUGUUGGAGUGA